AUGGACGUGAAGAAUGCAUUUCUACAUGGAGAGCUCGACAGAGAAAUAUACAUGGUCCAACCUGCAGGGUUCGAGGAUAGGGAGAAUCCAGGCUACGUGUGCAAACUAAAGAAGGCUCUAUAUGGGUUAAAGCAAGCGCUACAAGCAUGGUACGGUAAGAUCGCUGAAUUCUUGAUUCAGUGUGGAUAUUCUGUUGCACCAGCAGACUCGAACCUCUUUAUCAAGAAACGAGAAAGAAAACUAGCAAUAAUGCUAGUAUAUGUUGAUGAUAUCAUCAUCACUGGAGAUGAUGAAGAAGAAAUACAACAAACAAGAAAGAAUUUAUUGGUGAGAUUCCAAAUGGAAGAACUUGGAGAAUUUAAGCACUUUUUGGGGCUUAAGCUAAAAGAAAAAAACGACGGUCUUUUAUUGUGUCAGUCACAAUAUGCUAAAGAUUUAUUGAAGAAAUUCAGCAUGACUGAGUACAAGCCUUUAUCAACUCCAGUUGAAGCAAACGCCAAGAUAUGUGCUCAAGAUGAAAAAGACUUGGAGGAUGCAACUAUGUACAGGCAGCUGGUUGGAAGCCUAAUCUACCUAACCCUAACACGGCCAGGCAUUUCAUAUGCAGUGGGAUUGCGAAUCGAUUCAUGGAGAAACCAAAGAAGCCACACCUCGAGUUAG
Molecule: messenger RNA, 660 nt
Organism: Striga hermonthica
Lineage: Eukaryota; Viridiplantae; Streptophyta; Magnoliopsida; Lamiales; Orobanchaceae
Source: the annotation of a GenBank genome assembly